ACGUGCUCGAACUUGACUAGACGCGAAACGCGAUUUUAAACGGAAACACCGGACGAAGCCGAACCGAAGCGAAUAGUGGUUUCAAUCGAACGUGAUUUACGACGAAUAUUUAUCACGGGAGUGAACGACGAAUUCGACACGACCACGACGCGUGCAGUUCCUUCAGGAAAACUUGGGGAUCUAUUUUCGCCGUUGAAAGGCGCGCGGGAACGCGUUCGCGGCGGGUUUCUCGAACCGCGGUGCUUUAGUACGGCCAGUCUCUCCGCUUCGUGCAGAACUUCGUCGAUCCCGGAAUAGUUUCGUCGGUUGCUCGUUGAAGUUUUUCGCGCGGCCGUUGCACGGGCCAAUUUGCAGUCGUUUCGAGCGUGUUCGUUCACGAAUCCCACGUCGCUUGGCGUACAUAACCCUCCCCCGCGACACCAGCGUGUGAGUCGAGCGACGAUCGAAGUAUCGAUAACAGGUUUCAAAUUUCUCUCGAACGGUUCGUUCGUUGACACGAUCGUUCAACCUGGAAGCUGAUACGGAGAACGCGGGGAUGGAUGCCACGGACGUCCUCAGUCCUGACGCCCCGUCGGCGAACGAUGAGGAUGUUUUGAACAACGACAACGAUAAUGGCAACAACAACGAGGACGAGCAGGCGCCCACCGUCGAGGAGAGUUACGAGGUCACCACUACGAAGCGAAAGACCGUUCGGACCAGCUACAAGAUCCAAGAAACUUCUUCUUCGACCAAAACAACCACUAUGACAACUGCUGCAAAGCUAUAUGGCAAGGAUUUGAGUGAAUACGAUGAUGUGGAUGUGGAUGAAUUAUUGGCACAACUUACCCCAGAAGAAAUUAAUAUAUUAGCUAAAGAAGUGGAUCCUGAUGACAGUUUCAUGCCACCAUCACAACGUUGUAGCUAUGAAUGUGACAAGAGUCCUACAGGACCACUGAAUCGUAAGAAGCUUAUUGAACACAUCAAUAAACAAGCUUUGGAAACACCAGACAAACCUGAAUUAAAGCCUUAUGUACCUGGUGUCAUACGAGGCAAAAAGUGGGUUCCACCUCCUCAAGAAACUGCAAAAGAAAAAGAAGCAGAAGAGCAGAUUGCCAUUGAUCUUGGAGAAGAAUAUGAGCAAGCUUUAUCUAAUGCUACUCAAGAAGAAAUUAUUGAUCUUGCUGCUAUCCUUGGAUUUCAUUCUAUGAUGAAUCAAGAUCAAUACCAUGCUUCUCUGUUAAAUUCUGGCCAACCCGUUGGUUUGGGUUGGGAUGGUGUAACGAAAGCUAGUCAACCAAAACCUUACCCAAUGGAACCACCUAAUGAUACAGAUGUUGAUGCCACUAUCAAACAAGUUCGAGAGGACGAUGUUUCGCUAAUUGAUUUAAAUUGGAACAAUAUUAAAAAUAUAUCUGACGAGAAGUUUAUUCAACUAUUCGAAGGACUUGAGAUAAAUACACAUCUUGAAUCCUUAAGUUUAACAAAUGUGGGACUCACUGAUAAGACUGCACAAAGGUUGGCAGAGGCCUUAGAGAAAAAUUCUACGCUCAGAGUACUCAAUGUGGAAACAAACUUUAUAAGCCCAUCUGUGAUAGUGAGGCUCAUCAGAGCACUCCUUAAAACGAAGUCAAUGGAAGAAUUUCGAUGUUCGAAUCAGAGGUCACAGGUAUUGGGAAAUAAAAUUGAAAUGGAAAUUACACAAUUGGUAGAGCAAAAUCCGACAUUGCUCCGACUUGGUCUUCAUUUGGAGUUCAACGAUGCUAGACAUCGUGUGGCUGCACAUUUACAACGCAACAUUGACAGGAUCUGUCGUGUGCGACGCGCUAAGCUAGAGGCCGGUGAACCUUCCAAAAGUUUCACUAUCCCAGUAGGUGGCUUAAGAAACGGAACGUAGCGCUGAUUAGCGCAUACGGCAGUCCCGGCUCGGGGUGGCGACAUCUUAACGCGAAGUGGCGUUCGCCUAG
Eufriesea mexicana is the source of this 1943-nucleotide messenger RNA. It is a transcript of the gene tmod, whose product is annotated as tropomodulin. Bases 536 to 1873 code for a protein of 445 amino acids. NCBI's taxonomy places the organism in Eukaryota, Metazoa, Arthropoda, Insecta, Hymenoptera, Apidae. Gene Ontology annotation, cellular component: cytoskeleton; myofibril. Gene Ontology annotation, molecular function: tropomyosin binding. The transcript has 10 exons. Gene Ontology annotation, biological process: actin filament organization; myofibril assembly; pointed-end actin filament capping. The record is from RefSeq and is a predicted model, not a curated record.